This is a messenger RNA of Laccaria bicolor S238N-H82, 1212 nucleotides long. RefSeq lists its product as uncharacterized. Gene Ontology annotation, molecular function: protein kinase activity; ATP binding. NCBI's taxonomy places the organism in Eukaryota, Fungi, Basidiomycota, Agaricomycetes, Agaricales, Hydnangiaceae. The coding region runs from base 1 to 1212 and encodes 403 amino acids. The transcript has 12 exons. The record is from RefSeq and is a predicted model, not a curated record. Gene Ontology annotation, biological process: protein phosphorylation.
AUGGAUCUAAUUCUCUCCGACAGUGUUAUGUCCUCGCAUAAUCUCGACAAGUUCUCAAGAAUUCCAGAGUGGCAGAAUAAUGGACGCAGUCAGAAUCCACGACGGCCCAGGGUCGUCAUCAAGGAAGUCGCUACUUGGAAAGAAGAGAUCUCAAUUGCGUUGUACCUGUCAUCGGAGGCCUUGCGGAAGGAUCCUAGGAACUGCGCUGUGCCGAUAUUGGACGUUUUACUCCUCCCAGACACCGACGAGUUGGCUUUGAUCUCCUUCCGUUUCGACGGCCUCGAGAUGAUGCACGAACAUAAUAUUGCAUAUCGUGAUGCAUGCAGGUUGAACCUCAUGAUGGAUCCUUCUCGGGUCAUACCAGGGAGCUUCCAUUUUGGGAGCUGGCGAACUGUUGAUGGUAUCCGCCCGAUUGUUUGGCGUGAACGCUGGUCGGUUAGACCGGUCAAGUACUUUUUCAUCGACUUUGAUUUAUCCCUUCGCUAUUCAUCCAACGUUAAUCGUUGCGAGGUUGGGCAGAUUGGACAGGAUCGUUCGGCGCCUGAAAUGCUGACUCCUAACAUUCCGUACGACCCUUUCAAGGCCGACGUAUAUCAGUUAGGAAAUGUCAUUCUCAACAUGAUUGCGGAAUAUGAGGAGGGUCUUGAGCUGUUCGAGGUCGUUGGGAAAGCUAUGACCAAAUUUGACCCGGACAAGCGGCCUCUUGCAUCUGAUGCCGUCACCAGACUGUUCGUUUGGCGAAAUGCCUGGUUGCCGACAGACCCAAUCGCAAACGUCCAACCUGUCGCUCAAACUUACAGCAGUCGACCAUCAUUCUCAGAGACCGAUUUUGCUGCGGCACGGAUCAGCUCCGAGGAGUGGUUGAGACCCCAAACACCAGCAGCAAGGUCACAGCACCCAGUACGCUACCCAAUGGGUCACAACGUGUAUUUCAAGGCAAAUUGCUCCUACGAACAGAUGUAUCUCAUUCUCUCCCUUCUUUUGCAAUUCUUUUGUGCAGAUUGGCGUCGUCUCAACCAGUACUAUCCGGUGGAUCCCAGUCGACAGUCGAGUAUUCUCAGGCUCGAUUUCCCGUUGGAACACAUGCUUUUGGGCGCACCAGGCCAUUUGGCAGUGGAGGUUACUCUGAUUCUUACAUGUCUGGUGAAAGCCACGGGUCUUCCGGAAGCCUCUACAACCCGUCAGUUCGAAGCCAGUGGUCUGGCGUUGUAG